UUUAUUCCCAACAGUAAGCGUCGGCCUGUUUCACGCCGCCUCAGAUGUUGGCGUCUUUCCUGCAGUGACAACGCCAGAAUAAGAAUAGAAAUUGAUUUCUCCUCCUCUUCAUAUCGAAUCCAACUUCAGAUGGACAACACUCUCCAGUCCAUCUGCUACAAGCGUGGUUCCCUCCAGCUUCUGGACCAGAGAAAGCUUCCUCUGGAAACUGAUUACUUAAAUAUUUGCGACGUUGCAGACGGAUGGUCGGCCAUACGAGAUAUGGUGGUGCGAGGAGCGCCUGCUAUUGCAAUUGCCGCCGCACUCUCUCUGGCCGUUGAGGUCUUUCAUUUUGAUGCUUUUACUGGAACAUCUGCUGAUGCCGCUUCUUUCCUCGAAAACAAAUUAGAUUAUCUCGUUUCUAGUCGACCAACUGCAGUGAAUCUUGCAGAUGCUGCUACAAAACUUAAACAGAUUAUAUCAAAGGCGGCUGCUAUUGCUUCUGAUGCCAAUAGUGUUUUUCAGGCUUACAUAGAAGCUGCUGAAAUUAUGCUCAAGGAUGAUGUUGUGUCCAAUAAAGCAAUUGGGUCUCAUGGAGCAAGUUUUCUUCAGCACCAGCUGAAAAACUCCAACAAACUUUCUGUUCUGACCCAUUGCAACACUGGCAGUCUUGCAACAGCUGGAUAUGGUACUGCCCUUGGUGUAAUCCGUGCUCUCCAUGUUGAGGGAGUGUUAGAGAGGGCCUAUUGCACUGAAACACGUCCAUUCAACCAAGGAUCUAGACUAACAGCUUUUGAGCUGGUGCAUGAGAAGAUACCAGCUACUCUAAUAGCUGACAAUGCUGCAGCGGCAUUAAUGAAAGAUGGUCGUGUGAGUGCUGUCAUUGUUGGUGCAGAUAGAGUGGCUUCAAACGGUGAUACUGCUAAUAAGAUUGGAACCUACAGCCUUGCAUUAUGUGCAAAGCAUCAUGAUAUUCCAUUUUAUGUUGCUGCACCACUGACUUCUAUUGAUUUAUCCCUUGUCUCUGGACAAGAGAUCGUUAUUGAGGAAAGAUCUCCGAAGGAAUUGUUGCACUCACGGGGAGGACUUGGGGAACAAGUGGCCGCAACUGGAAUCUCUGUCUGGAACCCUGCUUUUGAUGUUACCCCUGCUAAUCUGAUCGCUGGCAUCAUAACAGAAAAGGGUGUUAUUACGAAAUUGGGUAGCAGCACAUUCGACAUAAGGGAUUUCGUACAGAAGGCAGAGAACAAAGUAUGCCCCUGCGGUAAAUGAAGUAAUUAAUUGGUAACUGCUUUGUUAAUUUAAGUCUUGUUGGAUUAUGCAUCACUUUACUAGCAACUGUGCCGAAAUAAUUGUAAGCCUGUCGCCCUGCUCUGCAUUUCUGGCGAUUGGUACAUGGGUUUCUUAAGGCUAUGGGAAAAAGAUAAAUAAGAAGCUCCUGCAAUGUUAACCGA
Pistacia vera is the source of this 1433-nucleotide messenger RNA. Its product is annotated as methylthioribose-1-phosphate isomerase. Lineage: Eukaryota; Viridiplantae; Streptophyta; Magnoliopsida; Sapindales; Anacardiaceae. The transcript is spliced from 7 exons. Gene Ontology annotation, molecular function: S-methyl-5-thioribose-1-phosphate isomerase activity. The record is from RefSeq and is a predicted model, not a curated record. The coding region runs from base 130 to 1251 and encodes 373 amino acids.